UCCGUUUUCUCGUUAUUCCCGUGCGCGCACUACUCUUCCUUCUUCCUUCCCUUCGCUCUCUCGAUCCGCCAUAUCUGCUUCUCCCCACCGUCGUUCCAGAUCCAGUUCGGCGGCCAUGGCGAGGGCAUCUCUCUCUCGCGGACUCCUAUGGAUCUCCCUCUUCGCUUCCGUCUUCUUCCUCCCCGCUCGCUCCUUCUACCUCCCCGGCGUCGCCCCCGAGGAUUUCCACACGGGGGAUGAAUUGAAAGUGAAAGUAAACAAAUUGACUUCCACGAAGACACAGCUUCCGUAUUCAUUCUAUUCCCUCCCUUUAUGCCGGCCGGGGAAGAUUGUCGACAGCACUGAGAAUCUCGGGGAGGUUCUUCGUGGCGAUCGCAUUGAGAACUCUCCUUAUGUGUUUAAAAUGAGGGAACCACAGAUGUGCAAGAUUGUAUGCCACACGAAGCUCAAUGAUAAGACCACUAAGGCGUUCAAGGAAAAGAUCGAUGAUGAGUAUCGGGUCAACAUGAUAUUGGAUAAUCUUCCUUUGGUUGUACCAAUUCCAAGGCUCGAUCAGGAAAAUUCGGUGGUAUAUCAGCAAGGGUUUCAUGUUGGUCUGAAAGGGCAGUAUGCUGGGAGCAAGGAUCAAAAGCAUUUUAUCCAUAACCACUUAUCAUUUACCGUCAAGUACCACAAAGAUGUUCAGACUGAUUCUGCAAGGAUUGUUGGAUUUGAGGUCAAACCAUACAGUGUCAAACAUGAGUAUGAGGGAGAAUGGAAGGGAGAGAACACCCGCCUAACGACAUGUGAUCCUCAUGCAAAACGAGCUGUUACCAGCUCUGAAACUCCCCAAGAGGUUGCGGAUAAGCAGGAUAUUAUAUUCACUUAUGAUGUCGAGUUCAAGGAAAGUGAUGUGAAGUGGGCGUCUCGUUGGGACACCUAUCUUCUAAUGGCUGACGAUCAGAUCCACUGGUUCUCUAUCGUCAACUCAUUGAUGAUUGUCCUGUUCCUCUCAGGCAUGGUAGCCAUGAUAAUGCUGCGAACACUUUAUCGGGACAUCUCCAAGUACAACCAACUUGAGACCCAGGAAGAAGCCCAAGAAGAGACGGGAUGGAAAUUGGUCCAUGGAGAUGUCUUCAGGCCUCCAUCAAACUCAGACUUGCUCUGUGUCUAUGUUGGAACAGGCGUUCAGUUCUUGGGAAUGCUCCUGGUUACCAUGAUCUUUGCCGUUCUCGGUUUCCUCUCUCCUUCCAACCGUGGUGGGCUGAUGACCGCCAUGCUCUUGCUCUUCGUGUUCAUGGGCCUCUUUGCUGGAUAUGCUGCAACUCGCCUCUUCAAGAUGUUCAAGGGCACAGAAUGGAAGAAGAUAGCACUGAAAACCGCUUUCAUGUUCCCUGCAAGCGUCUUUGUGGUUUUCUUCAUCUUGAACGCCUUGAUCUGGGGCGAGAAGUCCUCGGGAGCUGUGCCAUUCGGGACCAUGUUCGCUCUGGUCUUCUUAUGGUUUGGAAUCUCUGUCCCACUGGUCUUCGUGGGCGCCUACCUGGGCUUCAAGAAGCCUGCCAUCGAAGACCCCGUGAAGACCAACAAGAUCCCAAGGCAGAUCCCCGAGCAGGCAUGGUACAUGAACCCUGCAUUCUCGAUUCUGAUUGGAGGAAUCCUCCCCUUCGGCGCAGUCUUCAUCGAGCUCUUCUUCAUCCUCACCUCCAUCUGGCUGCAUCAGUUCUACUACAUCUUCGGGUUCCUGUUCAUCGUCUUCGCCAUCCUCAUCGUCACCUGCGCCGAGAUCACGGUCGUGCUCUGCUACUUCCAGCUCUGCAGCGAGGACUACCUCUGGUGGUGGAGGUCGUACCUAACAGCAGGUUCUUCCGCUCUCUACCUCUUCCUCUACGCUGCAUUCUACUUCUUCACCAAGCUCGAGAUCACCAAACCGGUUUCGGGGAUCCUGUACUUCGGGUACAUGCUCAUCGGCUCGUACGGUUUCUUCGUCCUGACCGGCACCAUCGGUUUCUACGCAUGCUUCUGGUUCACAAGGCUCAUUUACUCGUCGGUAAAGAUCGAUUAACCAUUGAUAUAUACGUGGGUUUUGUUAGUUAGUUCACAAAGUUAGAGUCUUUUUUCUUGAGGGUUGCUAGUAGAAGAGAAGUGUGGAACACUGUUGUUAUUACUCUACUCCUGAGUUCUUACCUGGCUCUAUAGUUUUGAGCUCUCUCCGAAUCCGAACAGGGGAAAGAUAGAAAGGAAUUCACAGUGAAAUAUUGAAUCUGGAAUUUAUAUCUACACGGAUUGUUUUUACAGGUGAUGUGCUGUUUCUAUCUUUGUAAUGGAUUUCUAAUAUAUGCUUCUUUUUUAUAUAUAAAACGAAAAUUGAAUCCUACUCUGUCUCGGAGUCGGAGGAAUCCCCCAAAUCGUAUAUA
Messenger RNA from Linum tenue, 2393 nucleotides. Lineage: Eukaryota; Viridiplantae; Streptophyta; Magnoliopsida; Malpighiales; Linaceae. The record is from the annotation of a GenBank genome assembly.